GUAAAGGCUCCAACAGAUACAAUAAUUGCAUUUAACACUGUAGAUUAUUGUGUAUUUAUUUUUAACGUGCGUCACAAAAACAAACGUAAGCAAAUGACGUCCGUUUAGCUCCUUUUCACAGCCAUUGACACGCGGGGACUCUUUACGUCAGCACGCUGCGCGCCAAAUUUUUACAGCUCAGAAAGCGCAAAACAAAAACAGCCGCGGGUCCUGCGCUUUCUAAAGGAAACAGCGCUAAAAGCGGGUUGUUUGGGGCAAACUGCAUCUCCACAGGAUGUCGGAACACUUUGGAUACUCACCCAGCUUCAAGCGACCAGCGGAAAUUUUGCGAAUGAGGUGCAAAAGAGCCCGAAGCGACACCGGUGCCGGGUCCACAGACCGCCUCGAACAAAGCGGCUCAUCUCCGACGUGCGUGCGGACUUUCUCCCCGGAACCGCUCUCCGGCGCCCAGAACCAUUCCGGGGUUGGAAUAAAGCGCAGGAACCCGUUCGCAAAAAUAGAAAACACUUACAGUCCUACGAAGAAACGUCUAACUUUCAACGACGCCAGCUGUAACCCCGAAAACUCUGAUAGCUCCGGGAUCACAAACAGUGAGCGAGAUGAAGAAUCAUCGAAGAGAGAAGGCACGUUGGAUCUGGCUCUCAGUUCCAGGCUCGAUGAGGCACAAAAACAGGAAUACCGACAAGCUUCCAGCCAGAAAUCUGGAUCUCUGUCUGAGAGUGAUGUGUUGUUGGAAGAAGAACCGGAGGAUAUUAAAAGCCCCCUGCCAAAUAGCCCCCAAGCCACUGCUCCCACUGCAGCUCCCGUGUGCACCCAGUAUCCAGCAGACUGGAGCCUGAAGACGCGUCUCCUCCUGACCUCUCUGGUCUCCCUUUCAUGGGCAGAGCAGCUCAAGGCUCAGGAAGAAGCUCAGGGGCUCAGCCAGCACUGCAGGGCACAGUUCAGUUCCCUGCCACACAGUCCACAGGAUCCCAGGUCCUGCUCAGAGCUACGUUGUGCCUUCCAGCAAAGCCUGGUCUACUGGCAGCAUCCCUCCAUACCCUGGCUGUCUCUGUUCCCUAGGAUCAACGCUGAAAGGAGCUUCUUUGGCAAGAGCGCCCCCUGGGCUCAUGAUGCAACGAUACAGCAGAUUCUCAUGACAGAAUGGUCCGUCAGUCUGUCAUCUCUCUACAGUCUGUUAAAGGCCAGACUGUGUCCAUACUUCUACCUCUGUUCCUAUCAGUUCACAGUGUUGUUCCGGGCAGCAGGUCUUGGAGGAUCCAGCAGCAUCACUGCUUUCAUUUCCCCCACCACGAGGGGCCUCAGAGAGGCGAUGAAGGCUGAAGGUGAGAGCUGAACUGUAGCUUUGGUCUCAGAAUUAAUUUUCAUUUGAUACAUUUACAGCCGUAAAAGGCUGAUAAGCAAGGCGAGUGCACCAGGGAGUCUGAGCGAUACAGUUGAUGGAGGAGACCAUGAUGGAGACUACAGAGAUGAAGACAGCACUUUGUCUUGGCUGAAGGAGAUGGGAGUCCAGGACAAAAUCAAGAAGCCAGACCUCCACACCCUACAGCUUCAUAAGGAGGGCCACGUCAUGUCUCUGGACCAUAAGCCUGAGUCUGUGAUAUGUGUGAAAGGACUUCACACUUUCACUCUCAUCAACUUCUUCAUCAAUUGGAAGGGUGUGGUUGCUUCAUCCGGCUCCCAGGCAGGGUUACCGCCCACACUGUUGGCUCCCAGUGCUUUCAGAGGAGCUACAAUGCACACUCUGAAGAGCCGCUGUGUGAAUGUGAGAAGUCAAGUUGGUUCUUCCUACCAGAACAUCGGCAGUCUGGAGAUCACAGGACCUGUCCUCCCCUCGUCUCUCCAUGCUAUCCUAACUUUACUUCGGCCUGCACAGAAAGGAAACUUCUCAGCUGCGCUUUACACACAUACUCCUACCGCGGUUAUGAACGUACACAGCACCAAGCAACAGGUUAGUGAGGCCUCGGUAGAACUGUCCUCUUGUGGUCUCCAUUCUGCUUCCAUCCAGCAGCUGCAGCAGCCUUCCACCCUGGGAAAGACGGCCCUGACACACAUCACCAUGAACAACUACAGCUACACAUGGAAGAACUAAGAAAGUGCUGAGAGUUUACACAACACAAAGAAGUUUGCAUUAAUUUGAGUUAACAGCUGCAAUCCUGAAACUCAGAUCAGAU
This is a messenger RNA of Neolamprologus brichardi, 2174 nucleotides long. The record is from RefSeq and is a predicted model, not a curated record. NCBI's taxonomy places the organism in Eukaryota, Metazoa, Chordata, Actinopteri, Cichliformes, Cichlidae.